GCUGGCCGGCGCGUCUCCGUGCACGCGUGUGUCACGGCACAUAGAGGCUAAUCUGCCAUAAGCUGGUUUAUGGGCUCAUCUGCAGUGACGCAGAUCUACGCGCCAAGCUCUGCGCUGAUGGAUUCUCCAUGACAACUAACCCUGCAGUGACGGUGGCCUGUAGCCUACAUACCGACCCACAGCUUACAACUCACCUACCAGGGAUGCUAGCUGCACACAUGAGCUCUUUAUGAAGCAUUUAAGGUGCAAUUAUUACAUUACAUGCACAUGUAAGUCUGGUAUUUGCACAUUUGCACAUUUUGUCUGUAAGUUUUGAGGAAAAUGAACGAAGUUGCAUGGGGAUUUUUCCACCUGUAGAGGGCGAUCAUGUGAACCCUCAGCCUCACCUGUGAUUGACCAGAAUGAUCUCAACUCUGAUAUCCACGCCUCGGUCUUCAGCCCCGCAGCCGCUGUGGGGCAGCUAUUAGUAGGUGUCAGCUGUCAAUCAAAGCGACCCCGCCCCCAGCGCUCCUCAGACGGGAAGCGCUUCGGUUCACAACGUCUCCAGCAGAUGUGCAGCAGGGGAAGUCUGCAGCAACGCGCAGCAACCAGCGGGCCACAGACGGGCAAAAUGUAAAGGAUAAAGCAGCCGAACGCCGCUUCCAGAAAGUAGGUGUGCACAGGAAGGGCGCGGAGGUGUUUUUAAGCGAUGCGUAAAGUUGUUUUUACGCGUGGUGAUCUGUGCGUAAAAGUGAGCCAAAGAGGAGAGAAGUUAAAGAGCGGCGGAUGAGGAGGUUUUCUCGGAUGAAAUGGAUGCUUGGGUGGGUGUCUGGGUCAAACUAAGAAGCUGACAGAGAGAGGAGCCACCGGUUGACUUCCAGCAGACGCAGCGCGCAGUGGAUGCAGCUCCUGAACUGAAUCUGUCUGGGUUGCAGACUUUAUGUAAGAAGUAGGACAACACCGCCCAGCUCGUUCUUUCCGUCAUGCGUACAGACGUUUCCAGCAUCGUGUUGUUAUGAUCGAGUUCAGCCCUGAAGGGUCGAUUCCACUGAGCGGAGCCGCCAGCUGAUGCCGCAGCUCCAGCCGGAGUUCGCGGAAAGUUUCUCAUCCUCCCGCCCGCCGCCUCUUCUCGACAUGGACGGGAGCGGGACGGACAGCGAGAGCAUCAGCCUCAGCGUGCUCAACUGGGAGCAAGUGCAGCGGCUGGACGCCAUCCUCACCGGCUCCAUCCCGAUCCACGGCCGCUGGAGCUUCCCCACUCUGGAGGUGAAGCCGCGGGACAUCGUCAAGGUGGUCCGGAGCCGCAUGGAGGAGAAGCGGAUACACGUCCGGGAGGUGCGCCUGAACGGAUCCGCGGCCAGCUACGUGCUGCACGAAGACAGCGGGCUGGGAUGGAAGGAUCUGGACCUAAUAUUCUGCGCGGAGCUGAAAGGAGAGAUGGAGUUCCAGAUUGUGAAAGAUAUCGUCCUGGACUCUCUGCUGGACUUCCUGCCGGAGGGAGUGAAUAAGGAGAAGAUCACACCAGUGACCUUAAAGGAGGCGUACGUUCAGAAGAUGGUGAAGGUGUGCAAUGACUCGGACCGCUGGAGCCUCAUCUCGCUCUCCAACAACCGCGGCAAAAACGUGGAGCUGAAGUUCGUGGACUCGCUGCGGCGGCAGUUUGAGUUCAGUGUGGACUCCUUCCAGAUCCGCCUGGACUCGCUGCUGCUCUUCUACGAGUGCUCGGAGCACCCGAUGGCCGCCACCUUCCACCCCACCAUCCUGGGCGAGAGUGUCUACGGCGACUUCCCCACCGCCCUCGACCACCUCCGCCGGCGCCUCAUCUGCACGCGGAGCCCCGAGGAGAUCCGGGGCGGCGGCCUGCUGAAAUACUGCCACCUGCUGGUCCGGGGUUUCCGCGCGGCGUCGGACGGCGAGAUGAAGCUGCUGCAGCGCUACAUGUGCUCGCGCUUCUUCAUAGACUUCCCCGACGUGGGCGAGCAGCGACGGAAGCUGGAGUCGUACCUGCAGAACCACUUCGUGGGCCUGGAGGACAGGAAGUACGACUACCUGGCCACGCUGUACGACGUGGUGCAGGAGAGCACCGUGUGCCUGAUGGGCCACGAGAGGCGCCAGACGCUCAGCCUCAUCUCCUCGCUCGCCCUGCGGGUCCUGGCCGAGCAGAACGCCAUCCCCAACGCUGCCAACGUCACCUGCUUCUACCAGCCGGCGCCAUACGUGUCGGACAGCAACUUCAGCAACUAUUACGUGGCGCAGGUGCAGCCGGUGUACUCGUGUCCGCCGUCGCCGCCUCAGCAGUACCUCAACCUGUCGCAGCAUCCCAUGUACGCCACCUGGCUGCCCUGUAACUGAACAGUUUUAUCUCAUAAAUGAGGCGAGGAAACACGGGAGGCAACAUUAAGGAAGGGAACCCGGAUGAGACCAGCUGGGUUCUGGUUUCACAGCAGGAAGAGGCCAAUCUGGAAGUUGGACCGAACCGACAGUUUGAACAUCUUCACAUACAGCCACAAAGAGUAGCAGAGGACACACAAGAAGACUCAUUCAGAUACUUCCCAUGUGCACUGUGUGAAUGUGUGCUAAUGGGUGCUAAGUGUGCUAACAUUUGUGCUAAUGUUUGCUAAUGGGAGCUAGUGUGUGAGAAUGUGUGCUAAUGUGUGAGAAUGUGUGCGAAUGUGUGUGUGAAUGUGUGCUAAUGUGAGCUAAUGUGUGCAAAUGUUUGCUAAUGUGUGUUAAUGUGUGCUAAGGUGUGUGCUAAUGUGUGCUAAUGAGUGCUAAUGUGAGCUAAUGUGUGUGAAUGUGUGCUAAUGUGAGCUAAUGUGUGUGAAUGUGAGCUAAUGUGUGUGAAUGUGUGUUUCAAUGUGUGCUAAUGUCAGCUAAUGUUUGUUAAUGUGUGCUAAUGUGUGUGCUAAUGUGUGCUAAUGAGUGCUAAUGUGAGCUAAUGUGUGUGAAUGUGAGCUAAUGUGUCUGAAUGUGUGUUUGAAAGUGUGCUAAUGUCAGCUAAUGUUUGUUAAUGUGUGCUAAUGCGUGUGCUAAUGUGUGCUAAUGAGUGCUAAUGUGAGCUAAUGUGUGUGAAUGUGAGCUAAUGUGUCUGAAUGUGUGUUUGAAUGUGUGCUAAUGUGUGCUAACGUGUGCUAAUGUGUGCUAAAGUGUGUGUUCACAGGCAAUGCAAAAAAGAGGAACUGGAUACUGUUUACAAAUCCAAAGAUCUACUUUGAUAUUCAUGCUUUUCUGAACUCUGAGAGCAAAAAACAAACAACCAAACAAUGCAUGCUUUAUUUCUGUCCAGGAAUAAUGUUCUUCAAAGUGCCUAGAUGAAGCCUAAAGGGAAGAGCUGUUUUUGUGACUCUUUAGAGGGCUGUCGAGUUUGACCGAGGCGGUAGUGAAUGUACGGAGGGUUUAGCUAGUUAUAGUCGAAGACUCUUAUCGGCCGACCUCGUUGGACGAGUACACAUCCUGAUUACCAAAGAGGAAGUAACAGCGUAAUCUCAUCAUCUGUAGAAGCGGGUGGAGGCGGGGGGGGGGAGGUGGGUGAAACUAAAAUGCUUAUAAUUAGAUUUGAAAGAAAAGAAAGAAGUUUGGCUGCAAGAAAGAACCAAAAACUGAUGUCUUUUUGCUUUUUUUGUUGUUUUUUUGCUGAAUGAGUCCACAAACAGGCAACUAAAACUCCAAUCUAAUCAUAAAUCCAACAAAAAGACAAUCAAUUAGCAGAUUUGACAUCUCCAGCAGGAUAGAGCUGCGCUGACAGGAACCCUGUGGAGUUUUUCCCUCCGAGCAAACAAGAAGCAGUGUUUGCAUUCGGAGUUACUCAGCAAGUCGCUGGGUGGUUCUUCGACACAGCAGCAGAGAAUUAGCAAACUGCUGAAUGUGUUUCCUCAUACGAAAGGCAAGAAAAAAAACUCUACAGGGAACCUUUAACUUGCAAAACAGAGAGAAACAUUCAGUGUGUAACGGAGGUGGUUGGUUUUUAGAAAUUACACUGGAAAGGAACAAAAGAAGUUUCAAAAUCAGCAAUGUGCACGUGCAGAAUACAGAGAUGAUGAACUGUGCAUGUACAGAAUGAGUUUAAUUAGAGGGUUAAUUGACCAAAGAAAAUGACAAAGACAAAAAUGGCCCCGUGUGCUUCCUGCAGCCUUGUUAGCUUAAAUAAAUUCAAAAUCAACAUUGAAAGCUGAUAUUUGCAGCAUAAUAAAUCAUUUAAACCUGAUUCUGAGCAGAACAGCUGCACAAAUUCAUCCGAUUUCUGAAAAUAAAACUGGCGACCCAACAAAAUAACCUUCAAAGAGUGCAGUUUUUGGAUGAUUUAACAUUAAAAAAACUGCCGUUUGCAAAGUUAACACUUGGCUUGUUUGAACAAAACGCAGCUUCAACACGGAGUCAGCUGGUUUGAAGUUGAGUGAAAUAAAAAAACAACAGAUUCAUCCUAGAAAAGUGUUCAGGACUUUACUCCUCAUGAAAGUAGCCCCUGACAUCAUCCAAACAAUGAGAAUUUAAGCAGAUCGGAUCACAUCGACCGUCUAAUCGAUCUGGAUGCUACAGAACCAGACACCAAAUCAUCAUUUCUGAGCAUUUUUCCUGCAGCUUGAAGGCAUUUUAUCCUGUUUGCACUGUGAGAGUAAAUAAGAGAAGAAAACCUGCUGCACCACAGAUGAUUGUUCCUGUUUAAUCCUCUCAGCUGUUCUCAGUGUGUCUCCUCCAGGAAAUACUUUUCAAAAAUGUACAGACGAAUACCGAUCACGUGGAUUUCUGAGCGGCGAUAAAAACCAGUCGGGGCCAGUAGAACUUGGCGACGAGAUGUAAAAUUUAUCAGCUUUGAACGCGCAGCAUCUUCUUCAGAUCUCCUAUUUUUCUAUCGAUCUUCUAUUUUUGUACAGUUUGUGUUGGGUAGAAGCCGAAUCGUUGAUCUAAGAGUAUUUGUUUGUUUGUUGUUUGUUUGUUGUGUUCUGGCUGAUGAAGAGCAGCGCGGUGGCUCAGUGGAGACCCUCUGCUGUCGGCCGUCUGUGUGCUCUGAGCUGUUUUCUUAUGGAUUUCUGUUGCUCUAAUGAGAUUGUUUCACUGUUCCUCAGUGUUUUUAACCGCAGUCCCGGUUUCGGACACGGAUUUGUUGAUCUGAUGAUUGUGUUCAAGUUGACCAACUUGAUGAUUAAAAGCGAGAAACACCAACA
Molecule: messenger RNA, 5141 nt
Organism: Amphiprion ocellaris (clown anemonefish)
Lineage: Eukaryota; Metazoa; Chordata; Actinopteri; Pomacentridae
Product: terminal nucleotidyltransferase 5A-like
Exons: 3
Coding region: 1048-2331 (427 amino acids)
Biological process (GO): mRNA stabilization
Molecular function (GO): poly(A) RNA polymerase activity; RNA binding
Source: RefSeq, a predicted model, not a curated record